Anopheles stephensi (Asian malaria mosquito) is the source of this 9530-nucleotide messenger RNA. RefSeq lists its product as uncharacterized. The transcript is spliced from 8 exons. The coding region runs from base 2240 to 4600 and encodes 786 amino acids. Lineage: Eukaryota; Metazoa; Arthropoda; Insecta; Diptera; Culicidae. The record is from RefSeq and is a predicted model, not a curated record.
AACAGCGCCCGUAUCGGCGAACGGGUCCCUCAGUCCCAGUCGGACAGGCGCGUUCGGCAGGCAGGAAAACUCGAAGGCGUAAACAGUGAAAAAACCGUAUUCCUCACCGUGGGGCGCGUAUCGGUGUACCUCUCUGCUGCUCGGGUUAUAAAGUUUGGCUGCUCUUGCAGCGCCAAGUCUUGUGGCGUGCGUGCGUGCUUGAUUGCGUGUCUUUCCCCUUUGCGCUGUGUUAGUUUGUUUUUUUUUUUCGUCUAAUUUUUGCGCCAUCCGUCCGUCGCGAAAAUCGUGCAUCGACCAACGAAAAUAAGCGUACACGAGCGUAUUUAAAAUAAGCAUCGGGCCAAAAGAAGUGGAAUCAAAAUAAAAGUGAGUUUGGGAGUGAGUUGCCGGAAAAGGUUUGUUUUUGGCGUGCAAAUCCGUGCUGUUACCUAGACAGUGCCCGGCAGGACACGGACACGGAGUCUCUGUGCAUGUUGCUGGCGACGGCGAGCAAGGGGCGUUCGCCAGUUCAUCGAAUUAGCCGGACCCGUGGUGGAGCGGUGCAGCAGUACGCGAUCGGCGUUUUCCCCCAUUUUCUCCAAUCAUCAGUCAACAUUUUGCAUCAUAGGCAGCGGCAGCAUCAUCACCACCACCAGCAGGCAACAAUCAACCAUUGAUCCAGGCAAGAGCGCGCGUCAUCACGACAUCCAUAUACUUGGGGCGUUGCAAAUUUGUGCUAACACACGUUACAGAAGUCCCUGAGUUUCUAACAGUGUUUUUUGUGAAACAAAGUUGCGCAACUUAUCCAGACCCCCCCGUUUGGUACUCAUCAGAUGCAAAGCUCGUACCGUUUAACGUUCCCCAGUUGCUAGUGGGUGCCAAAACGGAGAAAAGGAUAACACGGUGAUUGAAAAACAAAAAAAAAAUGUGUCAAACAAACGCAUCCCAACGGUUCGCAAAUCUUGGGCAAACGCUCACAUCACAAAGAGUGCCGAUGCUGCUCAGUACGACGGUUCGUGUGUACGUGCGUAUUGCGUGUUAGAAUUGUUUUAUCCUCGCGUGCCUGUGUGUAGUGUGUGUGUUUUGCCGUGCUUUUAAAUCGAACAGUUUCUACGUACGUCACCCGGCAUACACAGCGACCGGUGACGCUGUCACACCUCCACACGGCAACAACAACGACAACAAACCGCCGCUAUCAACCUGGCCGUUCGAUAAAAGCAACCGAGAGAGAGAGAGAGAGAGAGAGAGAGAGAGAGAGAGAGAGAGAGAGAGCAAGCGAGAGCAUAAACGGAAAUAUCCUGGUGCGUUCCGUGAGAGCGUCCUGAUCCGUAUCCGUGAGUGGCCCGUUGUUGGGCGUUUUGUAGUAUAUUGUGUGAGUUGCGAAAGGAAAAGUGGAUAAAAACAAAGCAAAACGAUCAGCAACGCGUUUGUUUGUUGUGGAGACCAUCCUCAAUUAGUAGUGCCAGGCGUCACCACAAACGGCAAUCGUGUGGUGUCACUAUCAAACUUCAAUCAAACCAAUACCAUAACGGGGCUCCGGAGAAGUAGUAACUCACGGAAGACGUCAUCCGGUGUCCAGAUGCUCCAGCUCAUUGCCACAGGGUAUUUAUGGAUGGAUUUUUCGGAGGCUGUUUCGUGUUUUGGGUAGAAAUAUCCGCGACGAUGUGUCCAACUAAAAACUAACUGUUUAAGCGUGUGUGUGUGUAUGGUUAUGUGUUUGAUUUACCGCUGCGUCAGUGAGUGUUGAACAUCUGGGCAUAAUAGUGCAGCAUAGCUAAUCGAGGCCUGGUGCGAAAUCUCCAAAACAAUUGGCGCGUUUACGACACCGAGUUCAGUUCCUUGCAGUCUGUUUAGUAUCUGUGAUGUCGUGUUUAGUGUGAUUGCUAACGAUCCGUUUAUUUGUUGAGUGUGUUUAUCAUCAUCCGCUCAGUCCUCACUCACCCACAUACACGUAUAACGGCACGGUACGGACGUUAGUACGUACUCGCAGAGAAUAGCAGCUUCCCGAGCGCUCACCGGGAACUCACUCCCGAGCUAAAUAUAUCGGUUUGUUGUCGUUGUUGUUGAUUUGCCCAUUCAACUCACAUAUUCACUCACACAGAUACAUACAAACACACACAAGAACAUUCUCGCGGACUCGGCGACCUACUGUUCCUGGCGCAGCGGUACCACGGUCGCAUCUUGCGCUGCUACCCUUGCUGACGCGUGAGCGCAAUUGCAACUGCAUGCGAGCGCACUCGCUCGCUGCACUGCUGCCAACAUGCUCUCUUACAUGCUGCCAGUCGAGGAAAAAUCACCAUCCGCAGCGGCUGCAGCAGCAACGCGUAAUCUAAGUCUCAACCUGACCACAACAACCGCCACAACAACCGCAGUCGGAGGUGGCAGUGUUGGCGGUGGCGUGGUAGUGUCGACCGGAGGUUCCGCUGGUGGUGCUACUGCUACGAUCGCGCGCGACUGUAACACCGGUGCCAGUACUAUCUCGGCCAGCACCUCCGCCAGUACCGGACAGGUGCGCUCCAUCAUCAAACCCACAGUCAAACACGGUACCGCCAACCAUCGCUAUCAGCUGAUCGGAUCUGGUGGAACGGACGCGAAACUGCUCGGCCCGGGUGAGGGGCGUCAAACACGCCACGGUUCGGGACAUUGGCAGGACGAGCAGGAGGUGGAACCAGAUCUGUGCGACGAAAGUACCAACCUGCUGGCCGGUACCGGCUGUGGUGAGGACGACGACGACGUGGACGAGCGGGAGGUCGGUAUUGACGAUCGGCCACGGCGUCCCGGUCCGGUGAAGAGUGACAAAAACUUCAACAAUCUCAUAGUGGUAACGAACGGUCGACAUACGACGAAGCCCACCAACGGGAAUCAUGCAGCUUCAACGCCCAAGCUGGCCAGUGCACUAAAACCGACGAACAACUGUGUGAGUGGUCCAGUGGGACGUCCGGGCAGCAGCAGUAGUAAUAGUGGUGGUGGUGGUGGAGCUGCUGGUAACCACACCAGCAGUAGUGGAGGUGCCUACUACAAUGGCUACAUAGCCGUCAGUGGCGACAAUGACGAUGAGCACCAUCGGAUGCUGGUCAGUGCAAACAAUCUGCGGAAUACGAGUGUUGUUGAGCAGCGGCAGGAGUGGAACGCCGCCGGUCGUAACGGUGAGGGGCUUGUCACGAGCGCCGCCACCACGACCGACCCACCGAGGCCAGCUUCCUCCAGCUUUUCAAGCACCUCGCGCAUAACCACCACCACCAACGGCAACUGCCGCACGAUGAACAGUCUGAACGGGAACCUAAUGGGGACGGAACCACCACCCGCUGUUGCUCCGUUGCCGCUGGAAACGGCAGAGAUGGGUAGUGGUGCGGCGGACGUCUCGCUCGGCAGUGACUCGGACUCGGCGACCGGUGCCGGUGGUUCGGCCACAACCGGCGGCGGCAAGAAGGUGAAGCUGAACAAGCUCGGCGGCAACAAGAACGUCACACUCAAAAGAGUAUCGUUCGGCUCGUCCAAGGGCUCGAUGGUGGAAACGCUCGUAUUCGAGACGCCGACACCCCUGCCCGAGCACGCCGAGCGGGAGUUCUUUCAGUCGCCGGCAGUGCUGGCCGGUGCAGGACACACGACCGUGUACAGUGGCGGUAGCGGUCCGCCCGGCAAUCUGGUGCACCAUCACUAUCCGAGCACGGGACUGUCCGGCUUGCAUCAUGUGCCGCAUCACCAUGCACCGUCGCAUCACCACCAUCACCAUCUACAGUACCAUCCGCAGUAUUCCGGUGGCGGCUACCAUCCGUUGGACGGUGGAACGGGCACGGCAGGACCGCACGACGACAGUGGUAUCGAGCUGCAGGAAGAAGUAGAGCGCUCGAAGGUUCGUGUAUCGUUCUUCCAGAGCAGCAAACCGCAAUCAAUCAGUCCGCCGGAGUCGCUACACCUGUACGGUGGGCAAAGUUUGAUUCAGUUCGGUAACGGCGGUACCGGUGGUGGUGGCGGCUAUGAUAACAACAACUCACCGCUAGACACCUACAUCACCUCGGCAGCACUCAACCAGCAGUACGACUCGCUGACCAACCAUCAACAGCAGCACGCACACUUUCAUCCGGACCACCGGGAUCCCAAUAUGGCGGCCGUCUACGGAGGUACCAAUGUGCCGCCAACGGCGUUCAACCGACAGAUGAGCACCGAGUCCGGCUGGGACAAUCCAUUCAGACCGGGUGGAGACCUAUCGAGGGAAGCAGAUGAAAUAGUCAAUCUGAUCAAAGGUGGCAAACCGAUCACACCUACCGGCGACCAAAGUUUAGUGAACGGAAGUACUCCUAAGGAUAGUCACAGCACCGACGACCCAGACACGACGGUUGUGGAUGGUGCGGUAACAAAGCACGAGGCCUCGCAACUGCAAGCGGCACAGCAGAACGGCACCAAAUCGCCCCACAAAUCGCCGGGCACGACCGGUGCCGCCGGUACCGGUUCACCAGCGCUCGGUACGAAAAAUGGUACCACCACGGUGGCCGACGGCAGCACGGUGCACAGCAGCACGACACCGAUCAGCAAUCAGGUGAUACCGGGCCCACAGUCCGCUUCGCACGUCGUGAUCGACGAGAAGAAAAAGAAAAAGUGCACCUGUUGCGUUAUACAGUAAAACAAACACCUCCUCCUCCCCCAACCCAUCCCAGUGUAGAGGUGUAUGUGAGUGUGUAGGUGGAUGGAUGGGUGUGUGUGUGUAUGUUUGUAGGUGUGUGAAAGAGGUUCAAACAAAACUAAACAAAAGGAGCAAACAAAAAAACUAUGGACAUGAAAAUAAUACACCAUCUGCGAAUAUAUAUCGUUAUACAUAUGCAUAUAUAAAUAUAUAUUUAUACGAACGCAGAUGGUCGCAAUGGUUAGAAGAAAUUUUCGAUGGCAAACCUACUAUUUGCAUACAUAGUAUAUUAGACACACACCCAAACACACCCACACACACAUGCACCUCAUCCACGUUCAAUAUUGCGAAGGUCGCGUACGCCUAGUUGUCGAUAACCUAUUUCUACGUCUUCUUCUAUCUGUGAGCUGCGAUCAGAAGGGGGGUUUUAUGCUAAGAAGAGGAAAACAACAAAAUUCACCUUUUGCUGCUUGUUUUGAUGUUAGGGAACGAGAAGCAUUGUUCGGCUGCGUUGGUAUGCUGGUUCGCUAGUCCAGGACUGGCGAACAGGAUCGUACAACAGGUUAAUAAUGAUAGGGUUAGAACAGUUGGCGGCGAACGGAGCGAUUCUUGUAAAACAUAACCGACCAGAGACAAAGAAGAAGAAAAAACGUUGACGAUCGUUUAGGUGGGUGUUAGGUUUAAGCGGCUGAAGAGAAGCGGAUGAGUGUGCGCAUUUGUGUGGGCCAACACCCCAAUUUCACACACACACACACAUACAACUCUCACACACACACACACACAUUUAUACACGUACACAUCUGGUGCAAUGUAGUGCGAUAGGAACGCAAAAGGACAGGUGAUCGAAGUGCUGGGACAAUGAGAGGUUUGGCGCAAUGACACUCUGCAGUCAUAGAGUUCUGAUAUUUUUUAGAUUUGUUUUAUUUGGUUUUGUAACACGAAUGUGAACGUGUGUGCGUCAUUCGCAUGCAUAUACGUACGCAUCCCAUUUCCCCGAUUUCGAUCGGUCGGCUUUAUCUUGCUCUCUUCCAAUCCUGUUUUGUCGCCACGUUACAACGUGAAUAUGUAAGUCAGUAUAUGCUUGGAACCAUGUUGCAUGUCACACGCCAUUAAAGCAGCGGACAUUAAACCGGUGCGUGAAGUAGAUAUCAUCAUCAUGGACACCGGCGGCGCGGUUAAUUAUUUUUUAAAUAUUUUGAAAUCCCAAAAAUCGAUGACGGGAGAAUAUACUGAGCUAAUAUGAGUUUGUGUACAAAAAGAACUCAAUUUUAUCUUUAUCCUCCUAAAUACAAAUCACACACACACCUAUACAAACGGACGGAACACACACACACACAAUUCUUCACCAUUUAAUGGCGUAUAAAGCCGUAACAUUUAUUGUUAGAAAUUUAGUAUUAAAAAAAAGACGACGACUAGUGGACACACGCCGACAGUAGACGAGAGAAUAUAUAGAUAUGUAUAUGUAUUUAUGUACACACACUCAAACACUACACACACAUGCGCACACACACACACGAAGUAAAAGAAGGAAGUAGGCAGUUGGUCGGUUUUUUCGGAGACCCCGGAAACAACCCAAAACGGUCACGAAUAUGGAACAAUCGAUUAGGGUAGAGUGUAGAGAGUGCGGGGGGAAGUUUGCUGCAUUUUUUUGUUUGUUGUGUACAGAAUGGGAUAAUGAUGAUGAUGAUGAUGGGUGGUGACGGUGACAUGAAAGUGGUAGUAAUUCAUUUAGUAAUUGAUUUCAUUCAUUAAGAGCUACAGAAGAUACCGAGCUAGACGGGAAGUUGCAAAAUUGUUUUGUUGUGUGAGAUUAUUCCAAAAAUGGCAAGAGCAGUAUAAGAGACAUCAGUUUUUUGUUUGCUUUGUUCCACACCUCCAUAGAUCCAUAGAUCCAUGCAAAUGUGCGGAUUCUGUUAUAGCUAUUUAUAAUUAUCCAUAAUCUUUUUUUAAUGUUAAGUUCAAAACUUGUUUAACGUGCAAUGAUGUGUUUUACAUGUGUAUAUCCUAUUGGAAGUCCUACAUCACUUUUUUUCUAUAUUCCCAGGCAGCAGUGUAUUUGUGUUGUUUGGGGUGGGCAAUUGUCAUGUUCGACAGUUUGACAAUGAACUGCUCGAUGCAAACGCCUUUCGGAGGAUUCGGAAGGUGUAUUAGCAGACGUAUACAACCAGUAUAGACAGUCUAACGUUUGAUAACAUAUUGGAUAGCUGUUGGAACAGCGAAGCGAUUGUUUUGUUAGAAUUGGUGAAUUUUCUUGUACAGUGAUUAACUCACUUGAUGGAAGUAAGUUAUUUUAUUGACUAUUUUGCCACAGUCAUGUCGUAAUUUAUUUACAGUCGAGCAUGCUGUGUUGUAACCAGACCAAAGCCAGCAAAAUGGAGUAAUGAAGGUCAACGAUAUUGUGUUUUGCAUUGUAUUGUGUUGUAACCAGACCAAAGCCAGCAAAAUGGAGUAAUAAAGGUCAACGAUAUUGUGUUUUGCAUCCAACUUCGUGGCCGCCAUGAUCUGCCUAACUGCAACUACUUAAAAAGCCGAAAGCCUUUUUAGCUAGUAGUGCUCUCAACUCGCAACAAUCGAUGCAGUUUUUAAACUCUUUGGUAUGUAGAUGGUGCUAUACUACUACUACUACUGCUACCACCAAUACUAGUACUACUACUAUUUCUGCCUGAACCUACUACUAUCACUGACGGGAAUUGACUGUCUACUACGAACAGUACGGCGGCCAUCUUGCACUAACCGUAAGCAAAUUCAAAACAAAAAAGGGAAUUUGCCACUUGCUUGGCGCGCAAAUAUUCACUCCUACACACACACACACACAAACAAUUCCUCAUCAUCAUCAUCAUCAUCACCACUCAUGCCAAGUUUCGGUAGCAUUCAGGCUUUCGAUGUGACAUCGUGUACCAUUUGUUUCCGUUUCCAGCGUUUUGCUCCGCUCUAAUCUCUCAUCUCACUUCAUUCGUUACGCGUUAUUACUAUCGUCACUAACACAUACCCAUUACAAACACACAUACACACACACCCUCGCAUAACACACACACACACAAACAUAACAGACUAAAGGGGAGCCAUUUUGUGUGGCGGCGGCGAUACUACUACUACUGCUACUUCUACUACUACACAAGCACACUCACACUCACAUAUAAUAUAUUCGACUCGAAAAUCGAACAAACCAAUUGUGAAAAAAAGCAUCAUCUGGUGAAGAAAACGUAGCCUAGAACUCUAGAACGGGGACAAAACAACCAACAACAACAACAACAACAAAAUAAAAGUGACAAAGGUAGAAUAUAUGUAAAAAAAACAAAACAAAAGGAAACACGGUAAGAAACAAUUAAACGUGCAAAAAUGGUAAAGAAGUAACCCACGAUUCAAGAUGGCUGAAGGAAGCGAAUGAGAGGUGUUAGGUAUAGUGUAUUAAAGAAGAAAAAACAAAACUAUUAAAAGCGAACCGAUAAGCGAAGAAGCGUAUGUAAAGCGACUAGAAACACUAGAUUCGAACAGUGAGGCGAGUGCCGGAAAUCACCACAGUCUGGUCUGAGGGAGUGGAGCAAACAAAAAAUAUAUAUAUAUAUAUACAUAUAUCUGUGUACUGGAAGGAAGCCCGAAUCCCUCUAAGUGAGAUGAUGUUUUUUUUUGUUUGUUUUUUUUUUAAUUUCCGAACAAUUUAACAACAGAAAUUCGGAAAUGAGUAUGAGGAAAACACUCACACACAUACAUACAUAUACAUACACAAAGAAUAUAAAAAAAACGCCGGUACAAUUGAUGAUGAGCGCUCUUUUUAGUAUUCAGAGGUUCAGAGGGUGUGUCGUGUCGCCCGACUUUUUUGUAGGUUAGGUUGAGCUAUACAAUGUGAGCUACCCACACACACACACACAUUCAUUGUUUGCCGUAACACGGUCGAAAUGAAAAUUUGAAACAGUUGUCUAUUGUGCAGUUAAACGAGAGAGAGAGAGGGAGCUACAAGCGUGAAAAAACCCCCCUCUACGAAUCCCACGGAGACAAGCCGAAAUGAUCGGACGGGGAACAAAAACAUACAAACACACAGACACAGACAGACACACAGAACACAGAAUCUAUUUAUUAUAUUGUAUUGAAAUCUAAAACGAAACAAAACAAAAACCCAGAAAAAAAAAGUAAACUAGACGAUAAAGUAGUGUACGGAAAACAUCUAUCCACAUACACACAGAGAGAAACAACAGAGUGGAACAAAUUGUAGUGAAAAAGCGGGGGCAAAAAAGGGAAAAAAAAGGCAAAAAACCAUUGCAUUACCGAGGGUGUGUGAAUAAGUGCAAAAAAGCAAGUGUGCUACCUGAAACGUGCGUAUAGUGGACAUUGAGGCGAUUAAUCCGAGGCCGGACGGCACUGGAGUUCGGUGUGGAUGAUUUACGCUUGUUCUUCGGUUCACACACGGUUGAUGGUGAUCAACGCCGCUCUUCUCUCUCUUCCUUACACACACACACUUGCUGCUCGAUGACAGUACAGAGUCGUCGUAUCAGUAUAGGACAUCUGCCAGGAACACAUCCUCUCCUUACUACACCAGGAUAUGGUGUGCAGGAAUAAGAUAUCACGGACUAGGGUUGACGACUCUCACACUGGAAUGAUAUUACCCGGAUGGACUUAUACUUCCGCAGUCAUCACACCAACUACUGCUCGAAAGGUGAAAACGUAUGUGAGUGAGAGAGAGAACUAAGGAGAGCGGAUGAAAGGUAACGUGCAGAUGGGAAAGGUGGUGAAGAAUGAACAGCAGAUUCGGUGCGAAUAAAACUAUAAAUCGAAAUCGAAGUAGAACAAACAAACAGUAACAACAACAAAGAAGUGAACAAAAAACGGAGAAGAUGUUAACUAUAUGAUGAGAUCCCGCUAUUAAAAAGAAAAACCAGAAGAAGAAGCAGAAGAAGAGGAAAGAUAUUUCAAUAAAGAAGAAAAUGGAAAAGUA